Nicotiana tabacum (common tobacco) is the source of this 1085-nucleotide messenger RNA. RefSeq lists its product as uncharacterized. The record is from RefSeq and is a predicted model, not a curated record. NCBI's taxonomy places the organism in Eukaryota, Viridiplantae, Streptophyta, Magnoliopsida, Solanales, Solanaceae.
UGAGAAUACCCAUUUCGUACACAAAGUUCUGAUCUUUACAGCCCGAGUGGGUCCACCGCCGACGCCUUCGCCGUCCACAAUCACCAAUCACAGCAACCUAUCAAAGUCGUAAACUUCCGAAUCUCCGAUCGCCGACGACGUCGACGACGGGGUCCAUUCCUUCUCCCCUUAGAUCCACCAAACCAAAGCUUCCUCUGCACAAAUUUGCAAAUUUGUCUCCUUUUUUUUUUGGUUCUAGAAGCUUCCUGAAAAUUAUCAAUCUUCGUUCGUCUCUGUAUCUCAAAUUAGCUCAUCAAAUGAACGAAGUGCUAACAGCCGCUGAUGCAUCUUCGAGUGCGCGGUCGUAUUCAUCGCAGCCGUCGAUUUCACCUGCUAAUGUCCCCCUCGUUUCAGCAUUCCUUGCCUGUGCUAUUGCUCAGUUCCUCAAGCUCUUCACCACCUGGUACAAGGAGAGGAGAUGGGAUUCAAAAAGGAUGCUUAGCUCAGGUGGAAUGCCAUCAUCACAUUCAGCAACUGUUACUGCUCUGGUAAUGGCAGUUUAUUUACAAGAAGGAGCUGGAGGAUCUGUCUUCGCAAUUGCGGUGGUUUUGGCAUGUGUUGUAAUGUAUGAUGCUACUGGUGUUAGGCUUCAUGCUGGUCGCCAAGCUGAAUUGUUGAAUCAGAUAGUCUGUGAAUUGCCUCCUGAGCACCCUGUUGCCAAUGUUAGACCUCUCCGAGAUUCACUUGGACACACUCCCUUUCAGGUUCUUGCUGGUGCUUUGCUGGGAUGUAUAGUGCCAUAUCUGUUGAGAAGCUCAAUCUAGAGUAAUCUUUAUUAUUUCCCUUCAAACAGUAAAUAUCAAAAGCUUUCAAGCUAUUAAAGCGGGAAUCAACGUCACUACGAAGCCACACCAGGUAACUAUGGAGAAUUACAUGUGGAUUUAUCCUUUCUUCAACCCGUUGGUAAAAGGGGAAAAAAAGGAUGAAAGGGAAAAGUCGGGUGGUGGGGAAAUGGUGUAGAUUGUUCGUGAUUGCGACUCGAUUAAUUACUUGUACUUUAUUGAUUUAUAUUGAAACUUGCAAACCAUUUUUUUCUAUUUGUUGAA